Molecule: messenger RNA, 3284 nt
Organism: Hyalella azteca
Lineage: Eukaryota; Metazoa; Arthropoda; Malacostraca; Amphipoda; Hyalellidae
Gene: Rab5
Product: ras-related protein Rab-5B
Exons: 6
Coding region: 313-984 (223 amino acids)
Molecular function (GO): GTP binding; GTPase activity
Source: RefSeq, a predicted model, not a curated record
CUGAACAGAAGGGGUGGUUCGUCAUUGUUGAUAUUUUGUUCGGAGUGAGAAUAUCGUUCCUGUAGUUUCAAUGAAUGCGAACUAAUGUUUUUGAGGGAACUUAAGAUAAUUCUUACAACUAUCUGUGAAGCUGAAACAUAAAUUAAAUGUAAUUUUUUAGAGUCGGUAGUGAUCAAAUUUUUUUGACAUUUUACUAAAUAGGCACUGAUACUCCGUUUUAAUCCGUACAGGAAGUAGGUAGGAAGACUGACAACAGACGGCUCAACUCAGCUGUCUUUGAUUUACGACCUGUAUUAUCAUUAAAUUUUCAGAAUGUCUAAAGAAACAUCAGCUGCAAGACCUGGUCAGCGUGUGACCAAUGGAGGAGGUGCAGCAGCUGGCGGGCCUGGUAAAAUAUGUCAGUUCAAGCUUGUUCUGCUUGGAGAGAGUGCAGUGGGCAAGUCCUCUCUUGUUCUCAGAUUUGUAAAAGGACAGUUCCAUGAGUAUCAAGAAUCCACUAUUGGAGCUGCUUUCCUGACACAGACAGUAUGCUUGGAAGACACAACAGUUAAGUUUGAGAUUUGGGACACUGCGGGUCAGGAACGAUAUCACAGCCUAGCUCCCAUGUACUACCGUGGUGCCCAGGCUGCCAUUGUUGUCUAUGACAUCACUAAUCAGGACACUUUUGGUCGCGCCAAAACGUGGGUGAAGGAGCUGCAGCGGCAGGCAUCACCGAACAUCGUCAUUGCUCUGGCUGGUAACAAGGCUGACCUCGCCAACAAGAGGAUGGUUGAGUAUGAAGAAGCCAACACCUAUGCUGAAGAAAACUCCUUGCUCUUUAUGGAAACUUCGGCAAAGACUGCUAUGAAUGUCAACGAUAUUUUCUUAGCUAUUGCCCAAAAGCUGCCAAAGAACGAGUCUGGAGCUGGCGGCAGUGGCAAUACUGGCAACAUUAACGUCGGCAGCAGCCGAACGCAGGAGUCCUCAUCUGGCUGCUGCAAGUGAUCACCCGGCACCGCCGAUAUGCUAGGUUUGUGUGUGGUGUUGCUUGUGACGCUGGUGCUGAACCAAGCGCCGCCAUGUGUUGCGCGUCUCGUGUUGCUGUGCGCGUUGCUCACCGCUACCGAGUCGAGCGUUCACUGCAAGCUGCUGCGUCGCCCUCUCUCCAUGUGACCAACACUUCCACGAUCCUCGGACAAUUUUUUUGUAUGAAUAGCAGUUUCUGGUAGUUUUCUUUUCUUCUAUAUUACUUUACUUAAUUUUCGUUUUAUAUAGAUUCAGUUUGCUCGUAAUUGUAGGUCGUGGCAUGCAGUUGUACGGACGUGACACGUCAUCCUGCAGUGGUACGUUCACCUCCGUUUGCUACUAUCGCAGAGCUCGCCCAACCUCUCCUUUCUAUUGCUACUCAAUCGGGCGGACUGACAUUGAGCUGCAUUAUUAUACCAUGUAGCAAGGAAUUAUUGUACAUGUAGAUAAUAUAGAGUAUAAUGCUCUGUAUUGUAUAAUGAUAGAUUGCUAGAAUUUUCGCGUUCCCAUUACUUUCAGUCGACAAAAUUUCGUGGUUUUUGUGGUGAUCGCAUUCCCUGUUAGGUGAAAAAUGCCCUGCUUUUGCAGUUUGAAAUCAUUGCUGCUCAACUGCGUUCGUUCUCACACGAAUGCCAAAAUUGACUUUGUUCCUUUUUUCUUGUUAGGCUUCCAACUUUUUUUUUUUUUUUUGCUUCCUGGGUAAGUGAGUUAUAUUGACCGUUUAACACAUUAUUAAUCAUUCAAGGCUAUAGAACCUUUGAAACCAUUCUUCAUAUAAGGCAGUUCAUUCGAAAUCACGAGGAUUAUUCUAUAACUAAUCCCUAGCAUUUCCAGCUUGCUCAAUAUCGAUGUUAUGAGGCUGGAGGGUGGGGGGUAAUCUUGUCCCUCAGUUGCGAUUCGUGUCACCGCUUAUCGAAGCGGUUUAUGCAGAAUGUCUGGAAGUUGGACGAGUUUUCUAGCUGCUAAUAGCUUAAAAUUAUUGACCAUGAUUCGUGGAAGUGAGCUGGGCUCUGUCGACGUUAUAAUUAUAAGGUUUGUUCUGAAAACUUUUAUUGUUUCAAUCUUGGUUUUUGUCUGGUCUUUCUGAUUCACUUUUCGUGCACUUUGUAACCUCAAUGAGAUUGAGAAUAUGUCUUAGCCGCGUUCAUUCGUGGAUGCUAGGCUUUAAUUGUGAUGCAUUCCUUCUCUUCUGUUACGGUACGAAUCGUCAAAGUGUAAUUAGCUGAUCUUUACUGCUUCUACAUCUUUUCUAAGACAAUUUAUCAUAGCAUCUAUUAUUUUGAAAUUGACUCGCAAAAAAUGGAUUCUUGUUAAAUGGCACGUUGUUUACUGCGCCAAUAUAUUGCGACCUACCUGAAUCAUCAGUCUUACAAAUUAAUCUUGACCAACCGAAGAGAUGGUCAUUGGUCUAGUAAGUAGUGAAAAAGGGUUAAGGAGAGAAGACCGUGAGUUGAGUGGUAGGAGGCAGUGCAAGUCAAGUCAGAAUAGCGCCUCACUUAAUUAAAGCGUUGUUGUUGCAAGCAGUGCGGCUUAUGGUCAUUUUCGGCCCAGGUUUGCCUCAAAUUAUUUUGCUGAGACGCAAAUGCGUACUCGUGCAUCUUGCAUGCGCAGGGAAUACACUGAAUGAUGAUGCACUUGCCGUGAUUCACCCUCUUUUUAACCUAUUUAAUUAUUCAAGAUUAUAUAGAUAUGUAUCAUUUACUGCAUACCUUUAGUUUCUGUGCUGUGUGUAUUACUGUAUUACUUUAAUGAAGAGAAUAUGAAAAUUGUAUAAACUGGGAUCAUAGUUAGCAUGGCUUGUUACCUAUCACUAGACACUCCCUUUUUUGCCGCGGCCGCUUUGAUGUUGCCACGGCAAGUUGUAGUUGGUAGACGUAAAUACAGGAUCCAAUUUAAAUUUUGAAAACUUAUUACUGAAUUUUUCUAGCAACCCGAACCUAAAACUGCGGCUGGUUACUGGUUUCUUUUGUAGUAGUGAAGAGAAAAGUCAUUCAACCGGCGUAAGGAAGGUGAAGGUCUCUGUGGAUGUAAUAAUUGGUAGACAUUUAUGGUGAGGCCGAACAGCGCUAAACGUUUUGGUCGGAGUGCCCAUCUAGCCACUCCUUGCAUGCAAAAAUUAUUAGAAGUAUUAGCAUGAACCUAAUGUUCUUAUCUUCAAACUCAGCUGGGGCGUGUUGUAAACAGCUAUUAUUAUCAUCCACAAUCGCUUGAAUUAGUGGCUCAUUUGCAAGUUGGUAGAUAAAGUAUUUGUCAUUGUAUAAUAAAUAUAUUUCAAUUUA